Molecule: messenger RNA, 2797 nt
Organism: Oncorhynchus tshawytscha (Chinook salmon)
Lineage: Eukaryota; Metazoa; Chordata; Actinopteri; Salmoniformes; Salmonidae
Product: WD repeat-containing protein 20
Exons: 4
Coding region: 138-1931 (597 amino acids)
Molecular function (GO): protein binding
Source: RefSeq, a predicted model, not a curated record
AGGUGGUUUCGUCUUCUCCUGUCCUACAUUCGAAUCGGUCUACUUGCGCGAGUCGACACUACUUUUACCUAUGAACGGGCAUGCGCACGUUCCAUGUGUAAAAUCCGGACUCGAGGAAGGAUGAAUGUAAUUCAAAGAUGGCGGCGGAGGGAGGAGGGAAGGAGAAUAACGAAAUUAAAACUCAAUUCACUACACGGGAAGGCGUCUAUAAACUCCUCACUCAUUCCGAAUAUAGCCGCCCCAAUAGGGUGCCUUUCAAUUCCCAGGGUUCGAACCCUGUCAAAGUUUCAUUUGUCAACGUCAAUGACCAGUCUGGCAACGGCGACCGAAUAUGUUUCAAUGUGGGCCGGGAGCUGUACUUCUACAUCUACAAAGGCGUUAGAAAGGCUGCUGAUCUGAGCAAACCUAUCGACAAGAGGAUAUACAAAGGAACACAGCCCACAUGUCACGACUUCAACCACCUCACGGCCACGGCGGAGAGCGUCUCCCUGUUGGUGGGCUUCUCGGCUGGCCAAGUGCAGCUCAUCGACCCAAUCAAGAAGGAGACCAGCAAGCUCUUCAAUGAGGAAAGACUAAUAGACAAUUCCAGAGUAACUUGUGUAAAAUGGGUGCCAGGCUCGGAGAGUCUGUUCCUAGUCACUCAUUCCAGUGGAAACAUGUACUUGUACAACAUGGAGCACACGUGUGGCACCACGGCACCUCACUACCUGUUGCUCAAACAGGGUGAGAACUACUCAGUGCACACUUGUAAGAGCAAGUCCACGCGCAACCCCUUGCUCAAAUGGACGGUGGGCGAGGGAGCCCUUAACGAGUUUUCUUUCUCACCUGAUGGAAAGUUCCUGGCGUGCGUGAGCCAGGACGGCUUCCUUCGGGUCUUCAACUUUGAUGCGGUGGAGCUGCACGGGACCAUGAAAAGCUACUUUGGGGGUCUGCUGUGUGUGUGCUGGAGUCCAGACGGAAAGUACAUUGUCACGGGGGGCGAGGAUGAUCUGGUGACUGUGUGGUCAUUUGUGGACUGCCGGGUUAUUGCACGCGGUCAUGGACACAAGUCGUGGGUGAGUGUGGUGGCGUUUGACCAUUACACAACCAGUGUGGAGGAUGCGGACCCUAUGGAGUUCAGCGGCAGUGACGAGGACUUCCAGGACCAGAUCCACUUCGGUCGCGACCGGGCCAACAGCUCGCAGUCCCGACUCUCUAAGCGCAACUCCACGGACAGUCGGCCGGUACAGGUCACAUACAGGUUUGGUUCAGUGGGCCAGGACACUCAACUCUGCUUGUGGGACCUCACAGAAGAUAUCCUUUUCCCCCACCUCCCACUUUCCCGGACAAGAACGCACACCAAUGUGAUGAAUGCUACCAGCCCCCCGGCGGGAGGGGACGUGGCUGUGGGAGGCGGGGUAGGUGGUGGCAUAGAGAGUAUUAACCCUAGCACUAACGGCACCAACACCCCUGGUAACCCCCUCCCUACUCCCCUGCCACGCUCCAACAGCUUACCGCACUCUGCAGCUAUGACCGCCAACAGCAGGAUUAGCGUCAUGGACAACACUAUCGCCGCAGGCGUAAGCAAGUUUGCCACACUCUCCAUUCACGAUCGCAAAGAGCGGCACCACGAGAAGGACCACAAAUGGAACCACAGCAUGGGCCACAUUAGCAGCAAGAGCAGUGACAAGCUCAACAUGCUCACCAAAACCAAAACAGACCCUGCAAAGACACUGGGUACGCUGCUCUGUCCCCGCAUGGAAGACAUACCCUUACUAGAGCCCCUCAUCUGUAAAAAAAUAGCACAUGAGAGACUGACUGUCUUAAUAUUUAUUGAAGACUGUAUAGUGACAGCUUGUCAGGAGGGAUUUAUUUGCACAUGGGCAAGGCCUGGCAAAGUGGGUUUGUCAUCCCAAAACCAAGCCAGCUCUCCCAGUGGAACUGUAGUAUAGCCCACAUUAUUUAUGCUGCUAAGAAACCUGCAUCACAGAGCUGUAUUGUCACCAGAGCCUGGUGCUGCUUUUCACCCUGCAAAGCACUGCAAGUUUAUUUUAUUUUUGGUUAUCAUACACAUGGCCUAGAUGGUGGAAGUAUUCAAAUACAGAAAUGGAAAGGGUGUGGUGCAGUUUUGGACAGUGGCUCUGUCCUUUUCUGGAAUUUUGUGAAAUAUUUUUUUAAUAAUUUGUCUUCUCUCGCUCAUAUACGUUAGGCUGUUUUUCUGGACUUCGAGCUUGGCUUAGUUGAUGAAACCAUUCAUAUUAUGCUUGUGUUUAAAAGGAUAGUUCACCCAACAACUUUUAUCAUUCCUGUUUCUUACCUUGCAAGUUGUCCAUGGGCCAGGAGUGACUGCCACAAGCUGUCACAGGCUAAAGUUUACUGAAUUACACAAAAACAGAGGUGUUCCAUAGUGCCCACUAUCCAUUGUCUAAAAAUUGCACACCAAAAUCAUGUCCUUCAGCCUUUAUGAUUUGGAAUAUGUGCAUUAUCAAAGGGUACUACAGUUGCUAAAGUCAAACUAUGUUCUUGACCUACCUACACACAAUCACAUAUUUUGGUGUGGCUUGUCUUCCGUUCAGAAGGUGGUCUCGGUCAUCGUAGGUGUGGUUUUUGCCGUCAGUUCAGGCUCAGACUGCAUUCAAGGUAAGAAAAAGAUUAACCAAAAUGAAAUUAGUGUAAACUAUCCCUUUAAGUCCAAGAAUGUGGGUAUCUAAGGAUUUGCUUUCAUCCAAAGUAUUUUUAAUUUACUGAACAAAAAUUUAAGCGCAACAUGUAAAGUGUUGGUUUCAUGAGCUGAAAUAAAAGAUCAACGUAAAAUGUU